AUGCCUACAAGGAAAGCACCUCAGUCUCCUGCAGCUUCUGUCCUUGGAGUGGUCAGCAGCGCCAAAACUGUGAUAGGAAAUAUUAAUAAAAGAAUUUCAAUGCACCCAUUGGAAUUUAAACUAGUGACUCUUUUGUCUUUAACCAGACACUGCUUAAGUAGCGCCCCUAGCCCCAUUCUCGGGCCCUCAGCACUAAGAUCCACCAGUCCUCCACCCCCAAACCCCCCAGCCCUCAUCCCCCAAGCCCCUAAGCUCCCAAGCCCCCAGCCACAGCCCUCAGGUCCCCAGCCCUCAGACCUCAGGUCCCCAACCCUCAGCCCUCAGGUCCCUAGCCCUCAUCCUUCAGCCCUCCAGCCCUCAUUCCCCAAGCCCCUAGCCUCAGCCUCCAGCUCUCAGCCCUCAGGUCUCCAGCCCUCAGACCUCAGGUCCCCAACCCUCAACCCUCAGGUCCCCAGCCCUCAGGUCCCCAGCCACUAA
Messenger RNA from Ylistrum balloti, 477 nucleotides. RefSeq lists its product as uncharacterized. Bases 1 to 477 code for a protein of 158 amino acids. NCBI's taxonomy places the organism in Eukaryota, Metazoa, Mollusca, Bivalvia, Pectinida, Pectinidae. The record is from RefSeq and is a predicted model, not a curated record. The transcript is spliced from 2 exons.